This is a messenger RNA of Apiotrichum porosum, 822 nucleotides long. RefSeq lists its product as uncharacterized. NCBI's taxonomy places the organism in Eukaryota, Fungi, Basidiomycota, Tremellomycetes, Trichosporonales, Trichosporonaceae. Gene Ontology annotation, cellular component: cytoskeleton. The record is from RefSeq and is a predicted model, not a curated record. Gene Ontology annotation, molecular function: actin filament binding. Bases 1 to 822 code for a protein of 273 amino acids. The transcript is spliced from 4 exons.
AUGGUCACCACAACGGAGACAACCACGCAGCCAUACACACAAAAGGUCCUCAAGCUUCGUGCAGAAGGCACCCCUGAGGAGAAGCUUGUCGAGCGCCAGUACCAGAAGGAGCGUCUAGCGGGUGCGUUCCGCAUCUUUGCAAAGCUUGGCUAUGACGAGGGUGUUGCGGGUCACAUCACCGUCCGCGAUGUCAUCAACCCUCACGCGUUCUGGGUCAACCCCUUUGGUCGUGCGUUUGACCAGAUGACCGCCUCGGACCUCCUCCUUGUCCACCACGACGGCACGGUGCUCGAGGGCGGCAAGCCUGGCGACGGCCAGGUGUACAACAUGGCUGGGUACGCCAUCCACAGCGCCAUUCACGGCGCUCGGCCCGACAUUCACGCGGCCGCCCACAGCCACAGCUACUACGGCCGCGCGUUCAGUGCCCUGGGACGUAACGUCGACCUUGCAAACUAUGAAAGUGCGACCUAUGGUGAAACCGUUCGCCUGUACGCGUCGUUUGGCGGUGUCGUGCUGUCUGACGAAGAGGGCAAGAACAUUGCCCAGGCUCUCGGACCUCAUGGCAAGGGCAUCAUCCUGCAGAACCACGGCAUCCUUACUGCCGCCACAACGGUUGAUGCUGCAGUGGCCUACUUUGUCCGCCUCGAGAGGCUUUGUCAGGCUCAGCUCGAGAGCGACGCGGCUGGCGGCGGCGACCACCUCCGCGACGGGGACGUGGACGCAAUCUUCGCCCAGUACGGCAGCGAGGAGAAUGCAUACCGCCAAGCGCAGGAGCUGUAUGAGUGGCUGGACUCGGAGGUUGGCGACGCGUAUAAGCAGUAG